AUGCCUCGCGCUACGCGGAAAAGGAGACUGCUGAAUCCACACAAAUCUCAGCUGCUGUUUGUAGAACAACCCAGAAGUGGAUCCCGACACGACUAUGGAUCACAGUUACGAAGCGCGAUUAAUCCGAGGUCCUUUGUAUCAGAGCCAUCACGGCAAGGCGUCCCAGUUCCUUCUUGGGUGUGUUCUCAGUUUACCUCGCUGGAAGAUACAGCAGUCAGAUGUCGUGGACAAAGGAAGAAGAAGAACCAUCUCCCCGCAAGCAGCUUAACCACAGCAUCACAUUUGACUCAAGUUAGAAGAUCAACUGUCUGCAAAUACCCUAGUUUGUUGUUCGACACGAGUAACUCGGUUCCACCGAGAUGUCGCAGAGGUCUCGGUAAAGAGAGCGCUCGGUCACAUGUUGGGGAUCCUCCAGAAAUAAGACCUCCUCAAAGUCACGGUGACGGAACCGUUUCUCUAGUCGGCCGUGACGAUACGCCGAGGCCGAAUUCUCUAAACACGAGGGGGAACAACGCGAGUACAUCAGGAGCCAAACACAUUGGUUCUGCAGCUGGGAAACCGAGAACUCCUCCAAGCUCUGUUACAGCACGUACAUCCACUCCUGAAACUAGCAGCGUUCUCACUCCUCCUCACAUACAGACUCCAGAAAUGCCACGCCGUGAGCACCCUGCUUCGUCUUCGGUUCUCAGCCUCCUCUUUUCCCCGAAUCAACCGAGAACUCCUCCACAAACUGAAAACUUGUUAGUGAGAGACACACCAGAGAGUGAGUAUGGCUUGAAAGUGACCUGGAGGAGGAGGAAAAAGCUGAGGAGAUUACUCACAGAGCGAGGUCAACUCCUUGACACAGAAGCUAUGAUCAGCAAUCACUGGCCAGAUGUUGUGUAAAUUGGAAACGGGGGGGGGGUCUUUUUUGUUUAUUUCGCCAUACUGUAUGAUGGACUGACAUGCAUGAAUGUAAUUUUUUUUUUUUUUUUAAAGAGAGAGAGAAUGUUUAAUUCAUGGGUUUGAAGUUUGAAAAUAGCUUCUUGGAUGAAAUGUAUGAAAUGCUUUUUUUUCCCUCCUUUUUUUUGUGUGUAUCAGCACUGUACAUCCUUUAUGAAGUGCACUGAAGUUUCUUCGAGAAAGUUGAUUUCAGUCAUGAACGAUUUAAACACGAGUCAGUUCAGCUGUGUGAAUAAAUAAUGCAACACAGGCGAAUGUUCUGGAAAUGAGAACACAACUAAUAAAACAUAUCAUAUAAUGUAUGAUUAUUGUGUGCUCUAUAUUUGUUUCAAGGAAAAAAAAAAUGAGACUUGAAAUGUGAUGAAAUAUGCUCGAGUCUUUGUUUUGCUAAAUAGACCAGUCUGUGUAAGCAGUCAUUUUUAUUGUCUAUUUCUUAGUCCGUCCAAGAUUCUCGCAAAAUCGAGGAAACUCUGCGAUAUUCGCCAGAGCUUGUGAUUUUUUUUCAAAAUUACCGCUGAUUUUCCGCAGAUUUAGUCCAAGGUGCGUCUUGUGACGUCAUCACAGCACGCAUUCAGCCAAAACCCCCGUCGAUUCACGUGUUGAACAUGAGUACAGCUAUAAGGUCUCAUUUACCAGCAAACGUCACUGCGAAAGACACUUUUGU
This is a messenger RNA of Ictalurus furcatus (blue catfish), 1606 nucleotides long. RefSeq names its product RAD9-HUS1-RAD1 interacting nuclear orphan 1 (gene rhno1). The transcript has 2 exons. The record is from RefSeq and is a predicted model, not a curated record. Bases 1 to 885 code for a protein of 294 amino acids. Lineage: Eukaryota; Metazoa; Chordata; Actinopteri; Siluriformes; Ictaluridae. Gene Ontology annotation, cellular component: chromosome; nucleus. Gene Ontology annotation, biological process: cellular response to ionizing radiation; DNA damage checkpoint signaling; recombinational repair.